AUGACCGCCACCAUUGACUUUUAUGGAUGUAAUUCUCCAAACGUUGCAAAGGUAUUCCUUUUGUUAAAGGCAUUGAACGUUGAAUUCAACUACCAUCACAUAAACUGGAGGGCCGGUGAACAGUACAGUGAUAAGUUUGUAAAGAUCAAUCCAAACUCAAAGAUACCGGCCAUCGUUGAUCAUGAUGUCCAAGGUGAUCCAAUCACUGUGUUUGAGAGUGGCAACAUCCUCUUCUACUUGGCCACCAAGUAUGCCAAGUUCAUACCCAACGCACAGAAACAGCCACGUGAACACAAUGAGACACUGAACUGGCUGUUCUGGCAGAUGGCCAACGUCGGACCAAACUUUGGCAACUGGUUCCACUUCUUCAACUAUGCCCAAGAGAAGCAGCACUAUGCCAUCCAGAGGUUCCACAACGAGUUGAGACGUCUGUUCUACGUGCUCGAUCGUGCACUUGAGCAACGCCAGUUUGUAGCCGGUGAUCAGUUCACCGUGGCCGAUGCCAGCAUCUUCCCAUGGGCUCGAAUCUAUGGCAUGGUGCCAGAGUUCACCAAGGAGGAGUUCCCCAAUGUUGAUCGAUGGUUGUCCACUGUUCGCAAUCUGUCAUUCGUUCAAGAGUGGGAGGCUGAUGACAAGGAGUAUAACAACAAGUAUCCAAAUCAGCCACCAACUGAUGAGCAACGAAAGUUUAUGUUCCUUGUUGAUGGUCGUCGUCAGAAUAAGUAA
Messenger RNA from Acytostelium subglobosum LB1, 726 nucleotides. RefSeq lists its product as hypothetical. The coding region runs from base 1 to 726 and encodes 241 amino acids. NCBI's taxonomy places the organism in Eukaryota, Evosea, Eumycetozoa, Acytosteliales, Acytosteliaceae. The transcript has 2 exons. The record is from RefSeq and is a predicted model, not a curated record.